Hyaena hyaena (striped hyena) is the source of this 3148-nucleotide messenger RNA. RefSeq names its product cancer antigen 1 (gene CAGE1). The coding region runs from base 101 to 2365 and encodes 754 amino acids. The record is from RefSeq and is a predicted model, not a curated record. NCBI's taxonomy places the organism in Eukaryota, Metazoa, Chordata, Mammalia, Carnivora, Hyaenidae. The transcript is spliced from 9 exons.
CAAGGAUUAUAUAAAAGUUUGGUCAUCACCUUCAGAUCCUUUGCAUUUUGAAGUGCAUGCUUCUCAUGAAAAAUUAGAAAGCACCUUGGAAGCAGACACCAUGAACGUCAGCAGUCUUAGUCAAGAUUUAAUUCACUCAGAUUCUCCCUUCUAUAUGGACACCAGCAGUACCAAUUCAGACUUGCCUCAGAAUGAAAUAAAGAAUAUAAGAAGGGAAGAUGAGUCUAAAGUCAUACUUUCUGAAGAAAUUUAUGCCACACAAGAUGAUUGGUUAGGUGAUGUCAACAUUGGAAAUAACUCUCAGAAUGUACUAACUCAGCAAGUUGACCCCAGCAUUCCUUCCUUCAGACAAUUUGAACCUGUUUGCAAAUUUCAUCUCACUGAAGCAUUUAGUAAUGAGAUGAUAACAUUUCAGAAUCUGAAUGAAAGCUUACCUCACAUAGUACAACCAGAAAUGCAAAGUCAUGUGUAUAAUUGUGCAGAAGACACCAAUAUAAAGGAAGAUUCAUUUAAGGAAGAUCCACUGGGAACUAGCACUUCUUUAAGUGAAGAGCAGUUUGCUCAUGAGUGUGUCAGACAACCUUAUAGAAGUCCACCUGUAGUCCACGGCAGUGGAGAGACAGUGAAAUUCAUGGAAAUGCCACUGGCUAAAAGUGCUGCCACGGAAUCUGCCCUCAAACCUAGUCAGCCUCAAAGCAUCUGGUAUGAGGAAAAUGUACACAGUGAUGUUGACAAACCAUUUUACAAAGAGAACAGCUUUAACCAGCUUGAUCUGAGAGCUAAUUGUGCAACAGAGAAGAUUGCAGUGUCUUCAAAAGGAAUACAGAGUUUUGGGGAUAUUCCUGAGAUGCCAGUCAGUCACCAAAAGGAAGUCGCAGUGGAGGCCCUGGACAGUCCAAGGACUGUCUCACCUUGGUCUCCUGCAGGCAUUUCUUGGAGUGGUGAAGCGUCUCAGGAGGACGGCAAGGCACCUGACAUGGAGCAGAGCUUGGAGAGCUUACAACCUCUGAAAGAGGACAUGGAUUUAAAUGAAGUCUUAUGGAAAUUAAAACAUACUAACAAAAGGCAGCAAACUCUGAUUCAAGGCCUGCAGCACAGCAACAAGUAUUUAGAGAAGAAGGUCAAAGAGCUCCAGAGGCAGACUACCAAGCAGCAGGUGUUCGUUGACAUCAUAAAUAAGCUAAAGGAGAAGGUGGAAGAACUAAUUGAAGACAAGUACAGAGUGAUGCUAGAAAAGAAUGAUACCGACAAGACACUGCAGAAUUUGCAUGAGGUUUUGACUAACACCCAAAAACAUCUCCAGGAAUCUAGGAAUGAAAAGGAAACCCUACAGCUUGAGCUUAAGAAGAUCAAAGGCAAUUAUAUUCACCUACAAGAAAGGUACAUGACUGAAAUGCAGCAGAAAGAUAAAACUGUAAGUCAGUGCAUGGAGAUGAACAGAACCUUAAGCAGGAAAGAAGAAGAGGUAGAGAGGCUGAAGCAACUCAAGGGAGAACUGGAAAAGGCCACCACUUCUGCUUUGGACUUGUUGAAAAGGGAAAAGAAGACCCGAGAGCAAGAGUUCUUGUCCUUACAGGAGGAAUUUCAGAAGCAUGAAAAGGAGAACCUGGAAGAAAGACAGAAACUGAAAUCAAGACUGGAGAAACUGCUCACUCAAGUUAAUAAUUUGCAGUUCGUAUCUGAAAACGAGAAGGCAAAGAAUGCCAAACUGCAGCAGCAGGUCAGCACAGUAAAACAUGAAAACGCAAGGCUUCAGCAGCAGGUUGCGAGGCGGGAGGAGCAAAAUUAUGUCCCUCAGUCUGAGACGGCUCAUUUAAAGGAGUACUCCAGAGAGGCGGUGGUGGCAGAUAUCACAAAGGAGGCAAAGAUGAUACGUUCUGAUUUGUUCCCAAAUUGCUCACCUUGUGAAGAAGAGAACCUGAGUCCCCCAGAUGUGAAAGGAACCUCUCAGCUGGUCUCCAAGCUUCACAGUCUUUUGGCUCUGGUCAUAGGACUUCUCACAUGCCAGGACAUUGUUACUACCAAUGCUGAACAUUUCAAAGAUAGUGAGAAAAUUAGUGAUAUAAUGCUACAAAAACUGAAGCACUUCCAUCUUAAAAAGAAAAAUUUAGAUAAAGAGCUACUGAAACAUAAAGACAGAAUCACAACUUUUAGAGAGCUAAUUACUAAUGAAAAAGCAUUUCAAGAUCGGGUUAUUGAGGUUACAGACUUUGAUUCACAUGACACCAAGAACGUUGGAGAUGUACCCAUCUUACUGGGAGCCAGACUGAAUACGUACUACAGUCUGAAUGAAGAGCUUGAUUACUUGAAUUGGAAAAUCAAUCCGCCAGCCUUCAGAUGUCUCAGUCUCCUAGGCCAUUCAUAACAAUGACAGAUGCAUCUACGGUCAUGGUUAAACGUUAUUGCUACCUUGACACACUUUCUCUGUAAUUUGACUGCAGCAGGGCAUAUGACAAUCCCAUAUGAGGAAAAAGUGUGAAUGUAAGCAAAAACAAAAGUUUUUUUUCUUCGGAAACCUGGAAUUAUGAACUAGAUAGAGCCAGAUAGCUUGACUAUAUUACCAGGCCACUUGUACUUCUCAUCAUAGAAGGCCUCAGUGAUCCUUGCAGAGGUGUGUGGUAGACACAGCAAUGGCCACCCAAAGAUGUCCUUGCCCUAGUCCUGGAGCAUGGCAGCAGGGACUUUGGAUCCCUUAAUAAAAUAAGAUAUCUAGGCACUUUAGGCAAAAGGGGCUUUGUAGAUGUGAUUAAAUCAAGGACCUUGUGUGGAGAUGGAUGAUUAAAUCAAGGUCCUUGAAAUGUGGAGUUGGAUUAUCCUGGUUUAUCAGGAUGGGCUCAAUCUAAUCUCAUGCAUCCAGCCACGUCUGAGAGAGAUACGACCUUGAAGAAUGUUAGAGAUGGAACAUUGCUGGCUUUGAGGAUGAACCAAGGAGAUCACAAACCAAGUGAUGCGGAUAGCCUUUAGAAGCUGGAAAAUGUCCCCUAAAGCCCUCAGAAAGGAACACAGCCCUGCUGACAGUUUGACCUUAGCCAAAUGAGAUGGCCGCCAGACUUCUAACCUACAGAACUGAAAAUUAAUAAAUCUGUGUUGUUUUAAGCCACUUAGGUUUAUGGCUAUUUGUUACAGCAAUAAUAAAAAGCUAAUACAA